This is a messenger RNA of Drosophila rhopaloa, 3632 nucleotides long. RefSeq lists its product as uncharacterized. The transcript is spliced from 9 exons. The record is from RefSeq and is a predicted model, not a curated record. The coding region runs from base 954 to 3455 and encodes 833 amino acids. NCBI's taxonomy places the organism in Eukaryota, Metazoa, Arthropoda, Insecta, Diptera, Drosophilidae.
UUAAUACCAGAUAUUUGCUUAAAAACAUAACUUAAUCUAGAUUUACCAUAGUCAUUAUUGUUUAGUAAAAUGAAUAUACAUAUUGCUGUGCUUAGGAUCAGUGUUUGUACUUAAAACCUUUUUAGGAGAUAGCUCCCAUUGAGUUAUUGAAGGACUAAUUUUUUAUCAGUUUCUAAAUAUUUGAUCGCAUCUGUAUACACCUAUCACUCUGACAAACACACUUAUCCUGGGAAAGCGUAUAACGGUAACGUUUGUCCUUUGUGGCAAAUUUUUUUCCAGCUGCCAGAGGGAAGGGGGCCACUAAAGCGAGAGGGCGACAGUAUUGGCGUGCAUAUUGCAUGCGGCGACAGGUGGGUGGAAGGGAGAGGGCACGAGGGGGGUGUGCAAAGAGAUAGAUAAGUAAUUCCAUGGAGCAUGCAGCGCGGUUGGAUGUCGAUUGGGAGUUCAGAGGCUCCCAGCAUUGAAUUGGUGUUAAGCACGAACCGAACGAAAUGGAAAUGGAAAUGAGAGAACGAGACUGAGAAUGAAAAUCAGCAGUUGUCAUUGUCAUUGGAAUUGGUUGUGGAAAUGGGGGAAAUUGGGGGGAUGUGGGCGGUCCCAAAGGCAAAAAGGGAGAUGAAAGACACGCCAUCGAAAGGAGAGUCCACCUGAGUUCAUCCAGUUGCCGCUGUUCACUGCAACUGCUCGGUUCGGAUUCGCUCCUGCUCUUUUCACCGUUAUUCCGGGAGAGUUUAUCCGGGGAAUUUUCCGGUUAUCCAAAAGGGGCCUUCGUGUGAUUUACCUGUGAUUACAACAAACUGAUCGUGCUGAAAUCUAGUGCAUUAAAAUAUAAUGGAUAUACUAAAUUAGAGCACCGUAUCGACAUCUAACUAAUUGUGGAGGCUAUCCCUCAUUAACCGAUCGUGCUGAAAUUUAGUACCGGUGUGAUAUAGAGAUCAUUCUAAACAUCCGUCAUGUCCAAUCAACUAUUUUUCCUGAGCUUGGCGGACAUAUUCUCGGUUUACCCGGCCAUUUUCAAGGAGCAGAGCAAGAAGCUAAAGAAGACGAAGCAGAUCUAUCUGCCCAGCGAUGAAGAGUGGCAGGACAAGAUGUACUACAUGCUAUUGGAGAUCCAGCGCCACGUGAACGACUCGUCCGAUGAUACCCUAUCCCUACACGACAUAAAUAAGAAGGAAAAACCUAUGUUUGAUCCGCUGCGCAUCACCAAGAUCCUUUCUCCGGGAGUAAGUCCAAAUGGACGACGAAGCAGGACCCUGAAAUACUGCCAUUCCACUACGGUCAAGGUCAAACUGAAGGCUGGAGCUCGUUGGACAUUGCCCACCAUUGCCAAUGCUGCAAAACUUCUUCGCAAACCACCGAUUUUAGUGAACUUUCAAAAUGAGCAUGAGAUGCGAUUGGCCUUCUCCUUGAUUUACGAUGUUUUUAGAUAUAAGGUUGUUAUGUCGAAUGCCUUGAAUGAUGUCUGCUUUUUUGAACAACACAAGGAGUACAAAAACGACGAACAAAGGAUAUGGUUAAUGCUCUUCGAACUCUACGAUCGUCAGUUCAAAGGUCGUAAUUCCGAGGAGAAAGAUCUCCAAGCGAGUCUUUACAAAGAGUCGGAAGUGACUGACCUCGCUGAUGUCCUUUGGCAACAUCGUGUUCGACUGGCAGCAUCGAUUUCCCGGAUGAGGAUUCGGGUGGGAGCUCUUAAGCUUUCCCAACUGCUACCCAUCCACCUCCAGAAUGAGAAAGUGGCCAUCGCAGCUGCUAAUCCUGUGGUCACCGGUUGGAUUAAUCCCUUUUUAGUGCGAAACAAAGAAGAGGCGGAUAAGAUCCUUACCGAAAUGGGCUUUACUGUCCACGGACCGGACGAUGAGGAACAGCUUCUGGUGCAGCACUGUAAGUGGGACAAUAUAUGUCCUCUGGUCAUAUCCUGUAUUCCCAAGGACCGCAGCGAGUUCACUAAAUCCGUGCUGAUGACUAAGCAUUACUUUAUAAUGCAGGACAAGAACUUUACUUUUGGUCCGGCCAUUAUGUCCAAGUUGAUGGAUUACUUUGAAUUGGAUGGCGAUAUAUUGCAGACGCAUAUAGGUUCCCCUCGAUCCACCGCAUAUUUGGCAGCACUUUUCUACUCCAUCAAUCGGGUGAAUAACUUCUAUGUUUAUGGAGCCGGUGCAAAUCUGAAAGAGUACCGUCGUUAUAUGGAACUCAUAGGGGUUAACAAUAUCCGACUGUUUGGCGAUGCAUUCACCUCGUUUCCUAUGGAAUCUAAUCGAUUUAGAACGGUUGUGGGAAUAUUCGCCACUCCACCAAACUCUUUUAGUGCCAUUUCGGAUCCCAUCGAUUUGAUUUGUUCGAGGGGUGGAGAUCUGAGUAUGCUGGAGGUGCUAACGGAAUCGGAGGUCAGCGAUGAAGGUCGCCAGCGGGUGGCCAUGAUCCUCGAGGAGCAGCUGCUGACCCUCACCAUGUCGAUGUCGCGACCCCAAGUCCAAUUCGUCCUGUACCAAACGCACUCCAUUGUGGGCACCGAAAACGAGGAUAUGGUGAAGCACGUCGUUGAAUUGAUUAAUAAAUUGGCCUUGGAGAAGCAUCGCAAUGCCUACAAGGAGCAGAAGCGAUUGGAGGCUAUAGCCGAAGCGGAGGCAGCCAAUAUUCCCGCGGCUGCAAUGAGCAAGGAUUCGCCCAGGAAGAAGGAUAAGCCCUCCACGCAACCGGAACUUCCGGCUCCGGGAACGCCGGCAUCAACGGCACCUCCUCUGCCAAGAGUAGAUAGCAUUGAUCUGAUAGUUACCCCCGAUAUCGAUGAGUUUGUGCAGGAUAUAGUCCCAGAUAUAUGCAUCAAUCAGGAUAAUUGCAUUAAGCAGCAGACCACGGGUAGUUAUUUAUCCCUGGUUCGCCGGAAAACCUUGACUCAUCUGAAUGAAAAGUACCUCAUUCGUCGGGCGGAACAGAGAGGACUCUUUGGAAAGACCGAAAAGGAAGCCAAGGAUAAGUCCAGACCCAAGACUGUGAAACUUCAGGAACAGCAAUCGGAACCUGCACCCCAGGAUUUGGGUUACGAUUCUAGGAACUCUGCCCAUCGAUCCAGUGCCCAGCAAAUACUCCAGCGUCUGCAGCGAUCGACGAGCGCCAGCGCGAUCCGUUCGCACCUGACCAAGGUAUCAUCGACAUACCGCCGCCCCAUCGCCUUCAACUUUAUACGGCGCGAGUGCAAGCGUUUCUACGUUUUGCCCGUCUACAUGAACAGCACCAAACAGAGCAUUCGAUUAUGGUGGCAAUACGCGUACAAAUGCGUCACGCCCUCCGCCUCAGCCGAUGCGGCAUGGAAUCCGAAUCUGAAGUUUAGACUACACUGUAGCCGCCAGCUGCGCAUCCGGAAAUUGAGACGUGGUCCGUGGUCCAGGAGGCAGCCACUCCGGUUGCAUAUCAAUGACAUCAAGCUAUUGUGCCAGGUGCGCAGGCGAAGUAAAUAAAGCUUUAGGGCUUCUAGACGUAAUUCCUAGUUAAAUUAUGGUUUAAUCAAAAUUCCACAGAAAAUUCUGUUUGAAAUUGGAACUUAAAAUCUUGCCGCCUUUCGAGGGCAUUGCCAUACACUUGAAACUUAUCGAUAAAAUGUCAGUGUUGAAUAAAAAUUCAAUACAAAUUUUAAA